Miscanthus lutarioriparius is the source of this 729-nucleotide messenger RNA. The record is from the annotation of a GenBank genome assembly. Lineage: Eukaryota; Viridiplantae; Streptophyta; Magnoliopsida; Poales; Poaceae.
AUGAAGCUUGAGGAUGCCUUCAGGAAGCGCGCUCGCUUAAGUGGUGUCGUCGGUGGGUCCUCGACCGGCGGCCCGGACCGGCUGAGCUCUCUGCCGGACUGCCUCCUCCAUACCAUCAUGUCCUUCCUGCAAGCCCGGCAGGCGGUCCAGACAUGCAUGCUGUCCACACGCCACAAGGACUGGGAGCACUUCACCAACUACAAGGACUGGGAGAAUUUUGAGAAUUUUGCCGUGACCCUGAUGCGUCGCUGUAACAUUGCACAGUUGGAUUCAUUCCGGCUGCAUAUUGACCGAUUCAGAGCACCGGAGUUUGGCAAUAGACUGGCAGCAGGAUGGCUCCGUCGUGCCAUGAAAUACUGCACCCCAGAUCAUGCCAGUCAGCAGGGAUUGAGCUCUGGUUCCUGGCGCCUCAAAAGGCUGCAUCUCUGCCAUGUACUUCUCGAUAAUGAUUUUCUGAAGCAUGUUAGUUCAGUGUGCCGCUCUUUGGAGGAUUUGGAGCUGGACAAUUGCAUUUGUCAAAUUCAGUCAAUCACCUCUGAUUCGUUGAAGACCCUGGUUCUGAAAAAAUGUGGAUGGCGCAAUCUUUCUGAGAUUAUAUCGCCCACACUGAAGACAUUGGUUAUUGAUGGUGGUUCAAAUACUGAUGACUGUGUGCUUGUUAUCAUGGCCCCCUCCGUUGCGUAUCUGCAUCUGGCUGUGCAUGUUGGCCACUUCAGUGGUGGUGUUUAA